Molecule: messenger RNA, 911 nt
Organism: Cuscuta epithymum
Lineage: Eukaryota; Viridiplantae; Streptophyta; Magnoliopsida; Solanales; Convolvulaceae
Source: the annotation of a GenBank genome assembly
CAAAAAAAUUCGUCUAAACAAACGGGCCUCCAAUGUUGGUAUCUCUUUCUCUCUAAUUCCCAUAUGGCCAUAUAUAUACGUACCCUAAACCCUUCACAUUCUUAAGUUUUGCUUUCCCUUCUCUAUAAUUGUUAAUCAUUUCGCUUUUUGUAAAGAACAAAAGAUGACUGGGGAAGAUAGUGUAAGCCUUGAUCUUCUGAAGAAGAAGAUGGAUGAUUUUGCUAAAGAGAGAGGGUGGGAGAAGUUUCACAGUCCCAGGAACCUUCUUCUUGCUCUGGUUGGAGAAGUGGGAGAGCUGUCAGAGAUUUUCCAGUGGAAAGGGGAGGUUCCAAAGGGUUUGCCAGGGUGGGAAGAAGAGGAGAAAGUACACUUGGGAGAAGAGCUUUCUGAUGUUUUGCUGUACUUGGUCAGACUCUCUGAUAUGUGUGGCAUCGAUCUCGGUAAAGCUGCCCUCAGAAAAAUGGAACUAAAUGCUUUGAAAUACCCAAUUCCUCUUGAUAAUAAUUCCACCAAAGAAAAUGGAAAUGCUAAAUGAUUAGCCCUCUCGGAUCAGCUGUAAUGUAUUUCUUGUGCUAUCAUCAGAGUAAUUAGUCUUCAAAAAUCCCAUUUUGGGUACUCAUUUUUACUCCUGCUCACAAAUGGGGCAAUACUUUUUAAAUUAGGCAACACAUUUAAGUGUGGCCUCAUUUAGGUCACACAAUAUGUGAGUAAAAAUAGGGUACCCAAAAUGGGGUGCCUAUAGCAUGAUUGAUUAGUAUUACUCCGUAUUAGUCUCAUACGUUACCAAAAAAAUCAGAGUAAUUAUUAUUUGGUGUUGCGAUUGUAUUUAAAAGAUCCUACUGGUUUAUGUCAUUUAUAAAGUUUACCUCAAUUUUGUACAAGUUUAUAAUACCUAGUACUUCGUAUUUAAU